GUGCGGAUGGUUUGAACGGUUAGGAAUAGCAGCUGUGUUUAUGGAGGAAAGAGUCGGGCCUGUGUGGGGCUUUCGAUGAGAUUGGCUUCGGUUCAAGUGUGUCCUAGUUUGGUGUUGGUAUUGUACAUCUGUAUUAAACCUGAAAUAACUGAGCGAGUUUACUUCCUCCACUUGUGACUGUAUUCUAACUGCACGGAAAGCUCGUUUCCGAGACCGAAGCGACCUGCGGCCGACGGCGCCUGUACCUGUAUUGCAGCCGACUACGACCAGAAUAUCGAACGUCUCUAAGCUGGCAGGGGCAUUCUCAUCUCCUAAGAUGUCCUCCGAUGAAGAAAGCACUUUCAGUCCAGUAUUGCCUAAAGAUUCAGAUCGUGGUAGUUCGGUUUCUUCAGAGCUACAGGAUGAGUAUGAAGAGCUCCUACGUUAUGCAGUGGUAACUCCAAAGUGGGAUUCUAGUGGCCUCAGACAGUCGCAUUCCAUGACUAAAUCUGCAGCAAGUGACAAAGCUUUAAGUGCAGUAGCAGCAGGUUUUCCAACAGAACAGGAGAGGCAUGAAGGACAAUGGGCUGCAGGCAUAACAUUGGUCCCUGAGAAACCUGAUUCGGCACAAAAAGAAAAAUCUCUGGAAGGCCAGGAAGUUUCCCAGAAGAUAACUGUUCCAUCUGCAUCAAAUAUAGUUUUACCUAUAGAAAGGCUUUUUCACUCUGAAAGGACCCCUUCGCAUGUGUCAGUUACAAGAACACCUGUGAUGUCUCAGUCAGUGCAUCAUUUGCCUAUUCCAGCUGAAAAUCUGGAUAAGGUAGAAAAUAUACUCAACAUUGCAAGUGACCAACUCAAGGCCAAUAUUCUUUUUGAAAUUCGCCAGUGGAGGCUUUCAGUAAUCGAACAACAUAAGCAGGAGUUAAAAGAAGAAAAGGAGAAGCAUGAAGCUCAAAUUGCACAAAUGGCCUCCCGGACCCAGAACUUAAACCAGCUAAUUCGUACUUAUGAGGAUUCUGUUCGAAGAAAAGAUGAGGUGAUUUCCAACUUGAUUCAAGGUCUUAAGAAUCUAAAAGAGAAGAUUGAAUUGAUGCGUAGAUUUACACAGUGGCGACUUCAACAUUCAGAAGCGAAAGCAGAAGAUUAUGCCAAUAUCCUGGCCAACAAGCAUUACAAUUUCUGUCUGAUGAGGAAAGCGUGUACAGCUUGGAAAUCGGUAUUGCAAACAGAAUGGAAAACAAGGGUAGAAAAAGCAUGUCAAGCUCGAGCUGAGGAAGUCUGUGUUGAGCUCUCGAGAGACUAUGAGAGAAAGCUUGAUGCAUCAAAAGAAGAACUGGAAGGUGCAAGAACAGAGAUACGACGAUUGUUAGCUGAGAAGGACAAGUAUACUGAUUCUAUGAAGAAAGCAUUCAUGCGUGGUGUAUGUGCUCUGAAUUUGGAAGCAAUGAGCAUGUUUCAGAAUGGAAGCAGAAGAGUGGAACAUGCAGAGCCUCUACAUGGAAGAGAUGACUUUGAUUGCUGUCCUUCUGCCUCUGCACCCAAACCAUCAGUUUGUCCUGUUCCAACAACCUUGGAUCCUUCAAUUCCCUUUGACUCUGAUCGGAUGAUCACUUUACAUUUUGGUUCGACAAAUGUUUCCCAGACAACUUCAGGAGGUGCAUCUACUCCACCAUUUACUACCACUGUGACAACAUCUUCGGCAUUAGGAUUCCAAUCGGCCCAAAAACUGCCUGUGACCAAAUGUACCAGCUCUGUACAGCAAAAAGCUGGGAAAACCAUAGUGGCACGUCUGACAGGGCAACAUGACCCAUCCGCAAGAGGGUUUAAAGGUGGAUCCAGCCAGGGAGUGUCUCCACCAAUGACGACAAUCUGUGUGGAAAGGCAUCAUCCAGUUACACAGCAAACCAUUGGCCAAGCGACUGCAGCCAAAUAUCCUCGAUCAAGUCAACUCCAGUCAGCCACCGGGGGGAAUGCAAAAUUGUCCACAGUCAGCUGUGGCAUCCAGUCAAUAAAGGUUGUAGACUGAUUGCCUCACCACUAUCCGCAACUACCUGAAAUACAUACAAGGUACCUCAUGGAAACUGAUGAAACAUGGUUGUGUUGUGUUACAACCGAAGACUGAGGACUUGUAAUUGGGAACUACCAGUAUUAUUCAAUUAUUAAUGAACUAAUCCACAGGCACAAUUGUAAGUGUGUGAUUGCAUAUUCCCAGUUUAACAAAAAAAUGAGGUUUAUACAGAGUGGUUCUUAAGCUAUGAUGGAUGAGUGAUUUUUAAAUGCUGUAAAAUUUAAUGAAUUGACUGGAGAGAACUUAAAAAUGACUUGUGUUUUAGCCUAUUGGUAACAGAUCUUUCUAAGCAUGGUUUGUGUGAAGACGCUGUGCAUAGAAUUUUCAUAAUGCUGAUAAUGAGUUUGAUUAAUUUUCCAUAAGAGUGAACUCGGGGAUGCGACUGGUUGGAGUACAUGGCUUUCUCAACUGUGAGAUUUGAUUUUGAAAAUAAAAUCCAAUCUUAAAAUCCUCAUCUUGCUUAAAGAAAUGAAACUCUCCAUUGGCAAUUGGACAAGUACGUGUCCUCUAGUUUAUUCUGCUUCUACCAUUAUUUUACAAAUAAUUAAAAUACAGAUUGCUUGGAUAUUAAGACGCUUUUUAUUGUAAUAUCUUAUUUUAACCAAAAAGUAAUGCUAAAACAAAUACAGUUUUUAACUAAUAAUUCUCAUUUUCUCUUACCUGGUUCCCCUUCUAAACUAAUCUAUUGUCUAAAAGUCGACCUCUUUUGUUACAUGGAUGAGCUGUCUCGCUGCUUUUACAAUGCGACAUUACCACAUAAAUGGAGUUUAUAACAAUGCUUUUAUGAACACCUGUUUGUAUAUUAUUUUUGAGGCAUUGUAGUCAUUAAUUUUAUGGAAUAGAGGAAAAGAUGGCUAAAUAUGAGAGGUGUAGCCCAAGUAAUUUUUAUUUGUCAUUGUCCUUGUAAACUGAAAUUCACUGAGUAUACAUUUCCUUGAUGCUUUAAGUGGAACAAGUUAGCAGAACAAUUGUAUACAAUCUAUAUGGUCUGUGUAAGUUGAGAAGAGUGAAUUUGAAAUUGAGGAUUUUGAAUUAUUAGUUUCCAUUUUGUCCUGUGCUGUAAGAAGGUAAAAAUGAUGGGUUUGCUGUGUUACAGGAGAGGUUUCCAUGGCUUGGCCUUAACUGUAUUAAGAGUAACAAAAUGUUCAGAGCAAAAAUUGUUCUGAGCUUGUAUUUCAAGACACUUAUUAUUAUCAUUUUUUAAAUACAUAGAAAUUUAGCUUAUUAUUUUCAUAAUUAAAGUUUUUUGUUAAAUAUAUUUAUGACUUAAAUUUCAAGUUUUAGUUUAUUCCCAUUGAACCGUAAUGAUUUUGAACGAUAUGAGCACAAAGCUUGACUUUAAAAGAGUAAAUGAUUUCUGUGUAUGUAUAGGAUUCCUAUUUUAAACUUCUAUAUUAAAUUUUCUCCUA
Molecule: messenger RNA, 3456 nt
Organism: Hypanus sabinus (Atlantic stingray)
Lineage: Eukaryota; Metazoa; Chordata; Chondrichthyes; Myliobatiformes; Dasyatidae
Gene: poc5
Product: POC5 centriolar protein homolog (Chlamydomonas)
Exons: 13
Coding region: 317-2005 (562 amino acids)
Cellular component (GO): centrosome
Source: RefSeq, a predicted model, not a curated record